AUGACGGAGACCGACCUGUGGGAUCUUCAGCAAGGGACGGGCGAAGCCGCCGUUGGCAUUGCGCUGGCGUUGCUGCUAGUCCUCCUUUCAAUUGCAGCCUCGACGUGGUUGCAACAACCUGAGAUGCAUGAGAGUUCAGACCCAGCUCGCAAGAGCAGCGCAGUGUCGGACGUGACCCAGGACUACGUGGAGCUGCGGUUGGAGCGCGGCUCUUCUUCCGAGCGCUUGGGCCUGGUGUGGCACGUGCAGGCCUAUGCGGCGCAGCGCUUCCUCCUCGCGGGGCUGGAGCCUACCUCGCUGGCCGGGCGAGCCCGCAAGCCCCGGGCACAAGGCCGGGGCCUCCGGCGAGGGGACGAGCUUGUGAGCGUGAACGGCAAGUGCCAGUUCCACCUGAUGUGCAAGGAGCUGGCCAGCACCAACAAGCUUUCUCUCCAGUUCCUCAGGGCUGAGGUAGUGCUGCCCCUGAGCGAUGACGACUGCCCGGUGGGGGAGGAACAAGCCUCCGAUGACACCGACGUCGUGGACGAGUGUGCCGCGGACCCGCAGCAGCCGGAGCCGCAGCUGCCAGGGCCACAGCUGCCAGAGCCGCAAUGCCCGAAGCAGUGGCCCGAGCCACAUCCACAGCUGCCACAGCAGCAGCUGCCGCAGCCGCUGCUGGCGCUGCAGGCGCAGCAUGUAGAGGAGCCGGAGCGUCUAGAAGUGCAAGCGGAAGCGCCCGCUUCCGCCCGGGAGAGCCGGGGCCGGGACGCCGCCGUGAAGCGCGCGGACGCACCGUGCGAGAAGCGGAGGGCGCCACAUCGGCAGUCCUCCCGGCCCUACUCCAGCGGCGGCUCAGGCUCUGGCUCGGGCUCUGAGCAGGUGUCCGGCGCCUCCAAGUGCCCUUCCUGCCCGUCCACGGAUUGGGAGUACAUGAUGGACAACCGCCCCGGCAGCUUGAUGAAUACCGAGCUCCCGAGCCGGCACGUCCUGCCCCCGGCCAGCUGCGGCAGCAACGUGGUGAUCGUGGCCGGCUCGCAGGCGAUUGCGCUGCAGACAGCGAGUGCACUCGGCACCGUCUUGGGUGGAGGGGUCUUCCACCCCAUGCAGAACGUCAGGCAGCCGCUGCCUCAGCUGCCUGUGCUGCCGACUGUCGAUGCCUAUGGGGCACUGGGCUGCCCCGUGCUUUACGAUGCCCGGGUUGACCGCUUUGAGCCGGAAGCGGACGUGUGCCGGAUGAGCUCAAAGGAGUCCAAGGUGUCCAAGGCGUCCAAGGAGUCGGGCAGCUCCGGAGCAGAUGUUUCAACCCAGGUGUCCGGGGCUCGCUCGGGCAGCGCCCCUCCCGGGGGCUGCAUCGAGCCCUCCCCGGUCCCGCGGAAGCGGACCUACCGCUCGGGCCGGCGGGUCAGGGAGAAGCGCACGCGAGCGGCCAUCCGGAACAUGCAGGAGGCCCUCCCUUUCCCGGCGGCCGAGCAAAAGGAGCGGGAGGCCAAGGAGACCGGCGCCGCCGUGCGCUCCGGCAGCGCCCCCGCGGCGUGCCACGGCGAGGAGGUCCUAGAGGGCCGCUUGUUCUACAAGCCCCGGCGGCGCGCGGGCAAGAAGGUGCGGCAGCGCAUGGAGCACGCCAUCCUCCGGCGCAAGGAGCAGGCGCUCAUGGCGGAGGCGGCGGAGAGCUGCAGGAUGGUCUCCGAUGACGAGCCCGAGAAGCCUCCCAGGGCCAAGGCGAAGCCGAAGCGCGGGGACUCGCCCACCUCGGUGUCGACCGCCACCACCCGCACCACGGCGGCGGCGACCACCGCGGGCGCGAGCUCUGCGGCGGCGACUGCGGCGCCGGAAGGCGUGCGCCGCUCCUUCUACACUCGGAAGCCGCCCCUGCGGCUCCCAACCAUGGCGGAAACGGAGAAGGCACCUGCGCCAGCCCGCGUGAGGAGAGCGUCCAGGGGUCGGUCUGUGACGCGCGAAGGUGACGGAGGAGAGACAGAGCAGAUCAUCGGCCGGCGAGUUCUUCUCACCGGCUUAGUGCAUGCGCCGCAGUUCAACGGCCACUGGGGCCACGUGGACGCCUACGAUGCCGCGUCCGCGCGCUACCUCCUGCGGGUCUUUGUGCCCGGGGCGAAGCCGAAGAUCGCGAAGUUGCGGCGGGAGUGCUUCGUGGUGCCCAAAGACCUGCCGGAGGAGGUGCGUCAAGCGCCCUGGCAGCCCUCCCUGCGGUCAAAGUGA
Messenger RNA from Effrenium voratum, 2196 nucleotides. The record is from the annotation of a GenBank genome assembly. Lineage: Eukaryota; Dinophyceae; Suessiales; Symbiodiniaceae.